AGAAUGAAGAGAAAGACAAGCAUAAUGAUGAGGAUAAAGAAAAUGCAAGAGUAGAAAAUAGAGAAGAGGAUGAUGAUGAAAAUGAUGAUAGUAAUAAUGGGAAUAAUGAGAAUAAAAGCGAAGAUGAGGAUAGAGUAUAUAGUGAUAAUGAAAAUGAUGUUAGUGAUAGUAAAAAUGAGAAUGAAAAUGAAGACGUGAAUAGAGAAAAUGGUGAUGAUGAAACUCUAAUCAAAUAA
Molecule: messenger RNA, 236 nt
Organism: Racocetra fulgida
Lineage: Eukaryota; Fungi; Glomeromycota; Glomeromycetes; Diversisporales; Gigasporaceae
Source: the annotation of a GenBank genome assembly